AUGGUCGAACACCAUUACAUUGGGCUUCUCAACUAUAGAGAUAAGGAUGGUCGAACACCACUACACUGGGCUUCUCAGAGCGGUCGCAAGGUAAUAGCAAAGAUACUGCUUGAUAUAGGAGCUAAUCCAGGACCUAAAGAUGAUGGCGGUUGGACACCGCUACAUUUGGCAGCUCGGUAUAAGCAAGAGGAAAUAGUAAAGAUACUACUUGAGAAGGGUGCUACUCCGAGACUUUGGGGUAGGUAUGGUCGGUCAUUGCUACAUUGGGCUGUUUAUGAAGGUUAUGAGGCAAUAGUAAAACUACUGCUCGACAAAGGCGCGGAUCCGGGCCCUAAAGAUGAGAGCGGUCAGACACCGUUACACUGGGCUUCCUGGUCCAAGAAUGAAACAAUAAUGGAGCUACUUCUUGAGAAUGACGCUGACCCAAGCCCAAAAGAUGAUAAUGGUCUGACAGCACUACAUUUGGCUGCUCAGCACGGACAUGAGACAGCAGUCAAAUUACUACUUGAUAAAGGCGCCGAUCCAGACUGUGGAGAUAAGGAUGGUCGAACACCACUACACUGGGCUUCUCAGUACGGGCAUGAGGAAGUAGUAAAAUUACUGAAUAUAACAGCAUCCUGA
Molecule: messenger RNA, 621 nt
Organism: Talaromyces marneffei
Lineage: Eukaryota; Fungi; Ascomycota; Eurotiomycetes; Eurotiales; Trichocomaceae
Exons: 2
Coding region: 1-621 (206 amino acids)
Biological process (GO): regulation of transcription by RNA polymerase II
Cellular component (GO): nucleus
Molecular function (GO): RNA polymerase II-specific DNA-binding transcription factor binding
Source: RefSeq, a predicted model, not a curated record